AUGGUUUUGCCCCCGGAUGGUGGAACUGACGUCAGUUUUGGGGGUUACGGCACGCGGAAUAGAAGCAAUUUGUCUCGUAAACGAUUGAGCGCACCCAGGGCUAUUGCAAUUACAGUGUCUACCUUGAAGGGGCUUUUUCCGAGGGGCGCCGAUUUCGAAGCAUUAUCAAUGAACGUGUGCGCUUUCAUACAGCUAGAGAGGGAUUGCAUGAGAAGCUGUCUUUCCAGGGCGUACGCAGCAGAGCUUGGCGCAGGCGAUGUUUCAUGUAUAGGGGAAUCAAAUUCUUUGUUUUCGGGUGAUCCAGAAAAGUUUGCCGUCGAGGUGCCUUGUUGGAUGCUAACUGAAGCGGAUUUAUCUCAGUCAUUAUCACCAUCUGCGCCUGUUCGCGCUGCAGUGCUGCUUGCGUGUAGAGCAGAAGAGGAAGAGGCCGAAAAAAGGUAUUUGCUUCCAAGCUCGAGCUUGUCCGACCUCCUUAUUGUUGCUAGAGCACACUCACGAAAUGAUGUUUCUGCUGCUCUGGCGUUUAUUGAUGCCUCGGUUGCUUCUUGCAAAGGAGACGAUGCCUUACUAGAUGCAAGGGCUACACCGGCACUCGCAAACGACACACUUGGCAGCCUGCCUGCUCCCACCUGCCCUCAUGCUACAUCUCCACUUCAAAGAAGCGUUUCUGUGGCUGCUAGGGUAUGGAGCGCUGCGAAAGCCACAGCAACCGCUGUUGCGUCAGCAACUGCCUCAACAGUUGCAGCAACUGACUUCUCCGUGUUUUUGGAGGCCGCAAGAGUGCCGCUGCUUGCAGCAGUAGGCUACAUGAAUUUGAAGAGCUCCAAUAGAGACCCGAUCUGUUCGACAAAGGAGAGACUGCGGGAGGCUAUCGCGUUAAUAAUAGGCGACAAAGCUGUAGAAUCAGGCAGUGUAGCGGGAGCACUGAACGCAAGCGCGAAUGGCAGUCGUGCUAUUCUGGGGACUGGAGAGGCUGAUGAGGGGAGAAAGGCGGAUCAUGAGCACGAUCACAUAUUCAUGCCUCUCGCACCUCGGUGGGUUUGUUCUCCAAGCAAUGAACGAUGCGGCGAGCAGAACGGGAUUUCUGCAAUUGCAGAUCCUUUUUCCAUACUGCAGGGUAGCGGACCAGAGGGUGCUGAUUGCCGCGCUGCUGGAGGCAAAUUGUUGCAGACGUACCACCCCCCACGCAUGGAUAUUGGAGAAGAGAGCUCCCUGUCCGCGACGAAAAUUUUGGGGGGAUCGACUGGUCCUUUAGGCGUGCUUCCAGAAGGCGCUGAGGGGCUAGGUCAAGCUGGAGUUCAUGCGGAUGGCACUUCUUAUACGGCACAUGAUAUGGCCUUAGGAGGCCUUCAUAAAAGGGAGAACACGGUCUCAAGUGGUAAAAAUACAAACUUUUUAUCAGAGAUAGGCCAGACCAGUGGUUGUGGAAACAUUUUAGAGGCUUCAGACAGCCACACAGAGUGCGGCAAGAGCGACGCAUUGCGCAUUCACUCGCUGCAUCUGCUGGAGGCGCGUGCGGCGUGCGCAGCGGAGCGUUUUCCCCUUAGUGAAGCAACGGUCCAAUUACCGAAUGCUCGGUCUUCGCCGGUACAGCAGAAUCAGAAUAAAGUGGGGGAAGACACGGGUGUGGCAGUUUUUACUAGGCAAGGAAUGCAUCUGGAAUUGCGUGAAGGAGACGCAGCACAGGUAAGCUCGGAGGUAGCCACAGCAGCACAAUACGUCACUCAGCAGCCGAGACAGACUGUAUGGUCUUCCUUUCAGUGCGCACUAUCAGCGGCCUCACGCCGAUCGAUUAAGGCAGUACAGCGGGCAGCAGGCGCAGCAUAUACUGCAGUUGUGGGAGCCGACACGAAAAUGGAUGCCCUGCUUGCUCCUUUCUUUGGAGCAUGCGGGGCCUCGAAAAGGCGUAUUUCAGCAGACGCCGGUGACCAUGUAGCACUAGAGGCAGCUUCACAGCAGCAGCCAGAGGACGGUGGAAGCACCCAUGUCAGGCUCUUGGGAAAGCUGAAUCCUCAUUUCGUUGCAGGGCAUCUGAGAAACCGAAGUGCCAACCUGGUACACCACUCUGUAGCGCUGAUUUCCUCCCCUUCAAUCUCUGAGGCGCGAUACCACGUUGCGGAACUUGUUAACACUGGUGGUCCGGAGGUCAGCGGGCUAUGGGCAGGAAUCAAGGUGGGGCUCGGUAUCGCAGCGCUUGCCUCGGGUCACCUACUCAUGGGAGGAGCCAUGGUAGCUGCGGCUACGGGCUCCCUAGGCACCGCCUUGUUUUGGGGUUGGCACCGCCAGGAAGUUUAUGACAUGAUGCGUGGAGAUUUUGCGGGGCGUGCCGACCAGGAGCCACAAGAAUCUUAG
This is a messenger RNA of Cyclospora cayetanensis, 2352 nucleotides long. RefSeq lists its product as uncharacterized. NCBI's taxonomy places the organism in Eukaryota, Apicomplexa, Conoidasida, Eucoccidiorida, Eimeriidae. The transcript has 3 exons. The coding region runs from base 1 to 2352 and encodes 783 amino acids. The record is from RefSeq and is a predicted model, not a curated record.